This is a messenger RNA of Juglans regia (Persian walnut), 951 nucleotides long. Its product is annotated as zinc finger A20 and AN1 domain-containing stress-associated protein 4. The record is from RefSeq and is a predicted model, not a curated record. Gene Ontology annotation, molecular function: DNA binding; zinc ion binding. The coding region runs from base 209 to 736 and encodes 175 amino acids. Lineage: Eukaryota; Viridiplantae; Streptophyta; Magnoliopsida; Fagales; Juglandaceae. The transcript is spliced from 2 exons.
AAUUUGUCCCUUUUCGCGGCUGCUUCCUUCCCUCUCUCUUCCCCUUUUCCGUCUUUAAUAUUCCUCUGUCCGAUAAUUCUUCCGCGUUAAGAUUUUUCUCUCCUCCCUCCUCUUAUUAUCUCGUUUGAUUGUUUCAAAAUUUCUCUGUUUAUUCUUCAACAACAGAUUCAAACAGAGCUCGAAAGAGCGAAGCACGAAAUAGAGAGAAAUGGCGGAAGAGCACAGAUGCCAGGCUUCUGAGGGCCACCGACUAUGCGCCAACAACUGCGGCUUCUUCGGCAGCCCCACCACCAUGAACCUCUGCUCUAAAUGCUACCGAGACUUACAGCACACCAGAUCCUCAUCCUCCUCCUCCAAAUCCUCGAUCGAAAUCGCCCUUUCUCCCGUCUCCUCGACUUCUCUGUCUCCUCCUCCACCAUCCUCUUAUCCAUCGGAGACCGAAGCGCUUCCUACCCCUCCCGCGUUGACCUUGCCUGAGGUAGCCGUGGACACAGUGUCUCCGGCGGUCGUGGGCGGUGGCGAUGACAUGGCGGAGGCGUCCCGGCCUAACCGGUGUUUGGUUUGCAAGAGGCGGACCGGGUUGACCGGAUUUAGGUGCAGGUGUGGGACCACGUUUUGUGGGAUCCAUAGGUACCCGGAGAAGCACGGGUGUACGUUCGAUUUCAAGACAGUUGGAAGAGAAGAGAUCGCGAGGGCGAAUCCCGUGGUCAGAGCUGACAAGCUUGAGAAGAUUUAAUUUAAUAGGGACCGUCAGAUCGCAUGACUGGAUGAAUUGGAUAGUAAUCGCCUGUACGCGUCACUACGAUAAUAUUAUAUAUAUAUAUAUAUAUAUAUAUAUAUACACACCACCCUUUGAUUUUAUUGUAAAAUAAAAGUUUGAUGUGGGCCGUGCUUUGAUUUGGUUUGUAAAAAGAAAAAAAUGGAAAUGCGCAACGUUAGGUGUAGAUUCUA